Messenger RNA from Fundulus heteroclitus (mummichog), 942 nucleotides. It is a transcript of the gene mtres1, whose product is annotated as mitochondrial transcription rescue factor 1. The transcript is spliced from 4 exons. Bases 81 to 767 code for a protein of 228 amino acids. The record is from RefSeq and is a predicted model, not a curated record. NCBI's taxonomy places the organism in Eukaryota, Metazoa, Chordata, Actinopteri, Cyprinodontiformes, Fundulidae.
GAUAGGUGGCAGUAAAUGUACAGCUGCUGCCAGUCUGCAAACAGAGAGCAGGCUCAGAAAAGUCGACGAAGUGCAGAAGAAUGAAAGGUUAUUCCUUAGUGACAGGUUUGGGUGCUAGCAUGCAAAGCCUGGUGCUGCAGGUACUUGCUAUGAAGCAGCUCGGCCAGUUAAACCCUCGUCACCUGCUAGCAGCUGGUUAUGGACCACGGAGUACUGAGUGGUGCCCGAGGACCAUUCACACCCGGCAGCUGUGGGGUUGCGCCACUUUCCCUGCACUUGGCGGUCACCGGCCCGCCGUCAAGACCUGGUCUCUGCACCCUCUGCGAUUUAAAAGCAAGAGAAGAGCUCCUCCGCGUACAGCCGAGGAAGAGGAGGAUGAAGAUGACCCCGAGGAGAGCGAUUAUGAAGACGUAGAUCCUAAUUUGCCUAAAGACUAUAAAGACAUGGAGAAAUAUGUGCCGUCUUUCCGCUAUGACGUUAUCUUAAAGGCUGGUUUGGAUUUAGCACGCAACAAAAUCGAGGAUGCCUUCUACAGCAACAAGCUCAGACUAAACGGACAGAAACUAAUCAAGAAAAGUAAAACGGUUAAAGCUGGGGACACCUUGGACCUUGUGGUGUCGGAGAACAGCGAUACAAACACCGUCACUCUGAUGAGAGUCAUCCUCAGGAGGGUUUUAGGUGAAUCUAAUGAUGGAGACAAAUACAAAGUUUCCAUAAGGAGAUGGAAAGGCCUUGAACUCGCCAAGGACGAAGCCUUCAAACCAUGAACUUGUGCUGCAUCUGCAACAAAAGGGUUAAGUGUUCAGAUGAGGGCUCUCCGGUGAUCAGUGUGCUGUUUCAAGACAUUAGCCAGAUGAGUUGUGAGAGAAAAGUAUGUACCCCCCCCCCCCCACUUGUGUAAGAUUUUGCCAAUAAAGUUGCAUCUAGAGGGUGUAAAUCUUA